This is a messenger RNA of Rubroshorea leprosula, 1290 nucleotides long. The record is from the annotation of a GenBank genome assembly. Lineage: Eukaryota; Viridiplantae; Streptophyta; Magnoliopsida; Malvales; Dipterocarpaceae.
AAUUUUUUCCUAGGGGUUUGGCAUUGUCAUUGAUAUACUUUGCUUAAUUUGCCAAAGGCAUGGUAGCAGUUGGAUGGGUCUUUGAGAUUAUAGACAGAGUUCCUAAUAUAGAUCCUUACAACGCUGAGUGGAGGACACUAUCUAGUGUUCGAGGAAAGAUUGAGUUCAAAGGUGUUACUUUUGCUUACCCUUCUCGUCUUGAGAGUACAAUUCUUCGUUCUCUUAAUCUGGUUAUUCCUCCUUCAAAGACCCUUGCAUUGGUUGGCACCAGUGGAGGUGGCAAGUCAACCAUCUUUGCUCUUAUAAAGAGGUUCUAUGAUCCUGUUAAGGAUGAGCCCACUAGUGCCUUGGAUCCUCAAUCUAAGAUAGUUGUACAACAAACCAUUGACAAGAUUUCUAUUGGAAGAGCAACUAUUGUCAUUACUCAUAGGCUGGCAACAGUAAGAAAUGCAAAUGCCAUUGCUAUUCUUGAUAAUGGCUCAGUUUUUGAGAUUAGUGACCAUCGACAACUCAUGGAAAGAUCAGGGCCCUACUGCAACCUUGUCAAGCUUACUUUUGAAGCUAUUUCAAAACCAAAGAACACAAUAGGAAAGGACACUGGGGUUUCCAUUCAUGAGAAAUCACUUAACAAUGUAUCAAAAUCACAGUAUGCUGCUGGGGGAAGAUAUGGAGACUACAAAAGACCAGAGAUUCCCAUGCUAUUACUUGGUUUCGUCAUGGGUAUUUUUGCAGGAGCAAUUUUAUCCAUCUUUCCAUUGAUUUUAGGCCAAGCACUUCAGCUUUGCUUUGAUAAGUCAUCAACACUAAAAAGAGAAGUUCAGUACCUUUGCUUAAUUCUUGUUGGGCUAGGAAUUGGGUAUAUAAUUGCCAUGCUUAGGCAACAAGGCUUUUGCGGUUGGGUUGGAACAAAGCUUACAAAGAGGGACAGAGAUCUCUUGUUCCGCUCAAUACUAAAACAAGAACCAAGUUGGUUUGACUAUGAAGAGAAUUCCAUUGAGGUCCUUGUUUCAAGACUCUCAGUUGAUUGUCUUAGUUUUUGAUCAGUUCUUGGUGAUAAAUUCUCAAUGUUGCUUAUGGGAGUGAGUUCAGCUGCUGUUGGGCUCGGCGUGUCAUUUUUCCUUUAAAGGAGACUUGCCUUCUUAGCUACUUCUCUUACUCCUUUUACUCUUGGGGGAAGCUACGUGAACUUGAUCAUCAAUGUUGGACCAAAGCUAGAAAACAAUGCCUAUGCCAAAGCUAGCAAUAUCGCUUUCAAUGUAAUUUUAGAUAUAAGAAAAAUAACCACAUUUU